This is a messenger RNA of Melanotaenia boesemani (Boeseman's rainbowfish), 2388 nucleotides long. RefSeq names its product activator of 90 kDa heat shock protein ATPase homolog 1-like. Lineage: Eukaryota; Metazoa; Chordata; Actinopteri; Atheriniformes; Melanotaeniidae. The transcript is spliced from 9 exons. Bases 80 to 1099 code for a protein of 339 amino acids. Gene Ontology annotation, biological process: positive regulation of ATP-dependent activity; protein folding. The record is from RefSeq and is a predicted model, not a curated record. Gene Ontology annotation, cellular component: cytosol. Gene Ontology annotation, molecular function: ATPase activator activity; protein-folding chaperone binding.
CUUAUGGUCAGUACAGAAGUUUCAUGCUAAGCAGACUCAAAGAGGAGUUAAUCAGAGUUACUGUAAAGCUUCAGCUGUGAUGGCCAAAUGGGGAGAAGGAGAUCCUCGAUGGAUUGUUGAGGAGAGAGCUGACUCCACAAACGUCAACAACUGGCACUGGACAGAGCGGGACGUCUCCGCCUGGUCUACAGAACGCCUCCGUCACCUUCUGCUCAGUGUUCGGGUGGAGGGACCAGAGGGAGUCUGUCAGGUGACAGACGUCAGCAAGCUGGACGGAGAAGCUUCCAUCAACAACCGCAAAGGAAAACUCUUCUUCUUCUACGAGUGGCAGCUGAGGGCCAGCUGGCUGGGUACGUCCUGCAGUGGAGUGAAGUACAGAGGAUCUGUAGACGUGACCAACCUGUCCGACGAGAAUGAUGAAGAUGACCUGGAUAUUUCGGUGUCUCUGUGUAAAGACCAGCCCAGUACGCCUCUUCUGGACCUGAUGAGGAGAACUGGGAUUAAGGAGGUCCGGAAAGUUCUGGGCGAGUAUGUCCAUCAGCUUAAAUCAGAGUUUAGUCAGGGAAUGAUCCUUCCAACCACCGAUGGACAGAAGGUACCUGCACCAUCACCAGCCAAGAAGAACCAGGUCAAGACCAGCAAAACUCAGAUUUGUCCCGCACCAAAGUGCUCAAAUAGCCCCGCCCCCUGUCCAACAGGUGUUCGUAUCCCGACCUGCAGCUUUAACCUGAAGGAAACGUUCCAGACAUCUGCUGAUGAACUUUAUAGAACCUUCAUCAACCAGGAGUUUGUGCAGGUGUUUACUCGCUCUCCGGCUGUCAUGGACGGACGGAAAGGAGGACGGUUCCAGCUCCUGGAUGGGAGCGUUUGUGGAGAGUUCACUCAGCUGGUUCCAGACCAGAAGAUUGAGAUGAGGUGGCGCUUCAGGUCGUGGCCCAGUGAGCACUAUGCCACCAUCAGUCUGGAGCUGGAGGACCAGGGAGACGAGACGGAGCUGAGGAUGGAGUGUCGGGGAGUCCCUGCAGGACAGGAGGACUCCACCCGGGAGGGCUGGACUCGGUUCUACUUCCAGGCCAUCAAACAGACGUUUGGAUACUGAUGCAGCCGCAGGACCCUGGAGCCUGUCUGAGGCUCAGGAUGAGACUCUAAAGGGAGCGGUCCGACACUCCCUGUUGUUCCUGUCAGGAAGGAGAUGGUUCUGAUCCAAAGGGAUGGGUCAGCUUUUUUAAAUCCUGUUCCAACAUCUACAGUCCACGUCUCUAUUAGACCAGUUUCCAGGACACAGAUGGGUCCAGGACAGGGUUAGUGCAAACUGCUCAAACAGAACCAAACAACCAAAGGUUCCUGUUAGGUGUGAAUAAAGGACUGCUCUUUGUUCAUGCUGGUUCUCUUGAUGUUUUUAUGGUAUGCUGCAUGGAGUGUGUUAAAGGAACAGUCCAACAUUUUCAUUCAGUCUCAGAUUGUACCAGUCUGAACCAGUCUUACAGAAACUUUCCCAGCAGGCCGAGCGAGUCACCGAUGAAGGUCUGACAAAAACUCAAUGGUGGAACUUUUCCUUUAAGCUCCAGCAACUUCCUGUUUCUGUGGUUUCAACCUUCAAGGACCAGUUCUAGAAAGCAUGUUAUGUUGAAACUGUGAGCUAAAGGAGGAAACUCUGGGUUUUCCUUUAAAGAAAGAGAAGUGAGUAAAACCCUUGGUCUGUUACCAUGGUAACUGACUCAGUGAAGUAAACCUGGUUGCUGGCAGGUUUACUAGAAGAAGUCUGUACCAGUAUGAUCCCAGAGAUUCAGAAGCUUGAUCAAUACACAAUGUUUUAUAUUGGGAGAGUAUUUUCAGAGCUCAAAAUAAAGAUUAGUCAUUUCCUUAUGAGUAUUGUACAUAUUUGUACAUACAGCCAUAAAUAUCCAGCAUCACACAUGAUGGACAUGAGCUGACGUAGCAGCAAACUUUAUGCUUUGCAUCACAAUACUUUUUUAUUUAUUUUAUUUUUUGUGAUUUUUUUAAUAAUGCAGGACAUUUUGGAAAGACAAGUGUUUCAGGACUUGAGGAAAUUCAUCAUGAAUGUCUGAAAUCACAGUUUGAUAAUAUAUAGAUCAGCCUCUCUGGAUCCCAGCAGAUCCUCUUCCUCCUCUUGGGAUGAGGAAGAUCAGUCUGCUCCAGAAUAUUUUAAACUAUCAUAUAUGGCAAAAUCCAAGUAUUGUGUAUGUGAGUGUGUGUAUAAAUACUGUGAUAUUAAGCAGGAUAUUGGGCGAGAGGACAGCAUUUGUUGUGGGUUUACAUUACUAGAUGUUAAAAUCUCCACUGAAUAUUUACAUUGUACAUCAGCCAGUGUGAAAUAGAAAAAAAAGAUAUCUUAUGGUCAAGAAAGUUUACCUUUACUUUCUGAAA